CUUUAUUGCUGCUUCUAGCAAUGAAUGAGAGGGACAGUGAGGUUGCUAUGGACGACCAGCCAACUGUACACCCUGGCGACGACGCAAGCAACAGCGAGAAAUUAGAUACGGGAGGGCAGCAGAACAAGGAAGAGGACAUUCUAUGCGAGGAAACGUGCGGAGUAACAUCUGACCAUCCUCCCGCACCGGGUCAAACAGAGAAGACGGACGAGCUUACGGUGAAACGUACCGUUGAUAAACUCUACGCGUGUACGGAAUGUGGCUUCAGUACAACCUCAAAAUCUGGCAUGUUACGACACGCAAAAAAAUAUACUGAUAAGAAAUCUAAUAGCUGUGACCAGUUCGACUGUUCUGCUGGAUUUAAAGACGAUUUAGAUGGACACAUGGCUAAAAGUACCAGCGAAAAACCCUACAUGUGUGGGAAUUGUGACUACAGGACAGCUGACAGGUCUCACCUAUCCCGGCACAUGAGUAGACAUACAGGUGAGAAACCUUAUAAAUGUGACCAGUGCGACUUUUCUGCUGCACAGAAAGGAAAUUUAGACCGUCACAUGGCUACACAUACUGGAGACAAACCCUUCAUGUGUGGAGAAUGUGGAUACAGAACUGCUUGCAGGUCUAACUUAUCUCAACAUAUUACAACACAUAGUGGCGACAAACCUUUCAUGUGUGGAGAGUGCGGAUACAGGACUACUACCAAGUCUCACUUGUCCAGACAUAUGAGAACACAUACAGGUUUGAAACCUUAUAAAUGUGACCAGUGCCAAUAUUCUGCUGCAUUUAAAGGCAAUGUGGACUGACACAAGGUUAUAAAACACACAGGAGAAAAACCGUACAUGUGUGGUGAGUGCGGAUGCAGGACGGCGAGCAGGUCAUCCUUAACCGUACACAUGAGAACACAUACAGGCGUGAAACCCUAUAAAUGUGACCAGUGCGACUAUUCUGCUACAAAGAAAAUCUAUCUAACCAAACACUUGACCGAGCACGCUUCGUAGCGAUACAGUUGACAAGUGCAGACACAGGACGAUUGAAAAAUCUAACGUAUCCAGAUUUCGCACAAAAUACAGGUGAAGACUAUUAAGUCAAAUGUGAUGAGUGCGUUUUUUUUUCUGUUUCAUAGAAAUGUAGCUAAAAAGUACACCGGUCGGAAAAGCCGUAGUUUAUAAAUACACCAAUCCUACAUGUGCGGGGAUUGCGGAUUCAUCGGGAUGAAACUUUUGUCUAGUCGCAUUACUAUAAAAACGUCUAUCAGCAUUGUCGAUGUACUCCUCGUUGUGGGAUAAACCACGUCAUUUUUGUUCAGGCCAAUGGCGAAGUAAACGCCCGUUGUAUGAAUAUCUAAUAAGCUAGACCUUGUGCAUACUGUAUGCUUUAACAUGAUAGAAACAUUCUGUAUUAUAUGCAUGCCAAUAAGCGCUUACACUUACUUAUUUUGGAAAAUCAUGUCCAGUUGCUUAAGUAACUGCUUUUUUGCGUAUCUUAUCACCUUGUUGUCUAACCUUCAUUGACAUAUCAAACUGUAUGUUAUUUCUGCAAUAAAUCUUUGCUUAUAGGUAUCCAAAU
Messenger RNA from Branchiostoma floridae (Florida lancelet), 1563 nucleotides. Its product is annotated as zinc finger protein 239-like. Gene Ontology annotation, biological process: regulation of transcription by RNA polymerase II. Gene Ontology annotation, molecular function: DNA-binding transcription factor activity, RNA polymerase II-specific; RNA polymerase II transcription regulatory region sequence-specific DNA binding. NCBI's taxonomy places the organism in Eukaryota, Metazoa, Chordata, Leptocardii, Amphioxiformes, Branchiostomatidae. The transcript has a single exon. The record is from RefSeq and is a predicted model, not a curated record. The coding region runs from base 21 to 800 and encodes 259 amino acids. Gene Ontology annotation, cellular component: nucleus.